UCUCUCUGCUUACCAAUGCCAUUGACGAGCCCCCAACUUCCCAUCAUAAAGAGAGGUACCAAGGGGGAAGAGAGGGACAAGGAGAGGACGAUGAGCAACAAUGGUGCUAACACUGCCCCCCUCCUCACCCCCUACAAGAUGGGGAGGUUUCAUCUUUCCCACAGGCUGGUUCUCGCACCACUGACAAGGCAGCGGUCCUUUGGUAAUGUUCCUCAGCCUCAUGCCAUACUGUAUUAUCAACAGAGAACGACUAAAGGAGGCCUUUUGAUUGCUGAGGCCACUGGAGUGUCUGACACUGCUCAAGGGUACAAAUAUACUCCAGGCAUUUGGACAAACGAGCAAGUGGAAGCAUGGAAGCCAAUCGUAAAUGGGGUUCAUGCGAAAGGAGGAAUAUUUUUCUGUCAGAUUUGGCACGUAGGAAGAGUCUCUAAUUCCACCCUUCAGCCUAAUGGGCAGGCUCCAAUUUCAAGCACUGAUAAGCCACUAAAACCUCAUGUGAGAGGCAAUGGCAUAGAUGUGGCUACUUUCUCACGUCCUAGACGAUUAGAGACUGAAGAGAUCCCUUCUGUGGUCAAUGACUUUAGGGUCGCUGCUAGAAAUGCAAUUGAAGCUGGAUUUGAUGGUGUUGAAAUCCAUGGAGCUCACGGUUACUUGAUUGAUCAGUUUUUAAAGGACGGAGUCAAUGAUCGCACAGACAAAUAUGGUGGUAACUUAGAGAAUCGUUGCCGGUUUGCGCUAGAAGUAGUUGAAGCCGUAGUUGAUGAAAUUGGAGCUGACAAGGUUGGGAUAAGGCUGUCUCCAUUUGCCAGCUAUGCGGAGGCAGCAGACUCAAACCCAGAAGCUCUAGGCCUGUACAUGGCAAAUGCACUAGAUAAAUUUGGAAUUCUCUAUUGCCACGUGGUGGAGCCACGCAUGGCAAAACUAGGUGAAAUUUUUGAGACCCCCUACAGUCUUCGUCCGAUGAAGGAUGCUUUCAAGGGAACAUUUAUUGUUGCCGGUGGCUACAAUAGGGAGGAUGGAAAUAAUGCAAUCUCCACUGGCUAUGCUGAUUUGGUUGCAUACGGGCGCUUAUUUUUAUCUAAUCCCGACUUGCCUCGGAGGAUUGAAAUAGAUGCUCCUCUGAACAAGUGCAACAGAGACACUUUCUACAUUCCUGAUCCAGUUAUCGGAUACACUGACUACCCAUUUCUUCCGUCAGAUGCCUAAUUGGGCCUUUGCAGGAAAGUCCUUUUUAGAUUGAGUAGCUAGUUGUUGUACUGGUAAUAAUACAGGAAUAAGGUCAUUGAUCUGGAUGCUUACUUUUCAUGUGUAUGGACAAAGUAAUACGAUCAAUGCAGGUGAUGCCUUAAAUCUUAGUUGUAAAUAGGGGUGGAAAAUGGAUAGCAGCUAUCCGAAUUAUCCAAUAUUUGUAUCCGUUAAAAUACGAAUAUAGAUAUGCGUAUAUGUAUUUGUUUGUGAAACGGAUACUAAAAUGUAUGUAUUUGAAUUUGUUUUCGAGAUUGAAUUCAGAUGUGGAUAUCCGUAUUGCUUUGAA
Messenger RNA from Phragmites australis (common reed), 1534 nucleotides. Its product is annotated as putative 12-oxophytodienoate reductase 11. Gene Ontology annotation, molecular function: oxidoreductase activity; FMN binding. The record is from RefSeq and is a predicted model, not a curated record. The transcript has 5 exons. Bases 16 to 1206 code for a protein of 396 amino acids. Lineage: Eukaryota; Viridiplantae; Streptophyta; Magnoliopsida; Poales; Poaceae.